AGCGAGCUUCCCCAGCUAGCCUGUAGGUGGGUGUGUUUAACAGAAGGAAGCAAUGGGAACCCGCCUGUCAGCCAGCCUUUCGAGCUAAUUAGCUCAGCAUACAACAAAGAUAAGUGAGCCUGGGAAGAGGGUCCCCUGAGGGGUCUUUAGAUUCUGGGAAAUGUCUGAUUGGCAGAUGUUAAAAGGGAUUCUUUGGUAAUCCAGUGCAUCAAUGAGCUGCACAAAUUCAGUCCAGGACUGCAGGAAUUCAGGCAUGAGGACACUCUGUGCAGGAGGCUCACACAGGCAGACCCAAGAUGGACAGAACCUUGGAAUCUCUGAGACACAUCAUCGCCCAAGUCUUGCCAAACAGAGACCCGGCUCUAGUCUUCAAAGACUUGAACGUUGUGUCGAUGUUACAGGAAUUUUGGGAGAGCAAGCAGCAGCAGAAGGCUGCGUUCCCAAGUGAAGGUGUGGUGGUCUAUGAGUCGCUGCCGGCACCGGGGCCUCCCUUUGUGAGUUACGUGACCCUCCCAGGGGGGAGCUGUUUUGGCAACUUUCAGUGUUGCUUAAGUAGAGCUGAGGCCAGACGGGAUGCGGCGAAAGUGGCCUUAAUCAACUCCCUCUUCAAUGAGCUGCCCUCUCGCAGGAUCACCAAGGAAUUCAUUAUGGAAAGCGUUCAGGAAGCAGUAGCCUCCACCAGCGUGAGUACCCACCAGGGAAGGGAGGAGGUGGCUGCACUGAGAAGACUGAGGCAUUUGAAUCUUGGGAGAUGUGUUUGGGUUUUGUAGGAGCUGAUGACCAUUUUCCAACUACUGCACUGGAAUGGAAGCCUAAAAGCCCUUCGUGAAACAAAGUGUUCCCGACAGGAAGUCAUCUCCUACUAUUCCCAGUAUUCCCUAGACGAAAAGAUGCGCAGUCACAUGGCCCUGGACUGGAUCAUGAAGGAGCGGGAGACACCAGGAAUUCUCUCUCAAGAGCUGCGAAUGGCCCUGAGGCAGUUGGAAGAAGCCAGGAAAGCAGGACAAGAACUCCGGUUUUACAAAGAAAAGAAAGAAAUCCUAAGCUUAGCCCUGACUCAGAUCUACAGUGACCCUGACACUUCCUCACCCAGUGAUGAUCAGCUGAGCCUCACAGCCCUGUGUGGCUACCACUAGCAAGGCCAGGUCCCGGGUACCCCCAGCAGUGGCAGAAGCUGGACAUUAGGGAACGCAGUGAAGGAGGUUCUCAGGGGCUUUAGCAUCUGUAGCUACCACCAAAGGCUGCACUAAUCCUCCCUACCCAUUCCAUUCACAGAAUGUGAGCUCAGUAGGAC
Messenger RNA from Propithecus coquereli (Coquerel's sifaka), 1294 nucleotides. It is a transcript of the gene LIX1, whose product is annotated as Lix1 homolog (chicken). Gene Ontology annotation, cellular component: cytoplasm. The record is from RefSeq and is a predicted model, not a curated record. The transcript is spliced from 5 exons. Gene Ontology annotation, biological process: autophagosome maturation. Lineage: Eukaryota; Metazoa; Chordata; Mammalia; Primates; Indriidae.